Dissoconium aciculare CBS 342.82 is the source of this 918-nucleotide messenger RNA. RefSeq lists its product as uncharacterized. The transcript is spliced from 3 exons. The record is from RefSeq and is a predicted model, not a curated record. Gene Ontology annotation, biological process: regulation of DNA-templated transcription. Gene Ontology annotation, molecular function: DNA-binding transcription factor activity. The coding region runs from base 1 to 918 and encodes 305 amino acids. Lineage: Eukaryota; Fungi; Ascomycota; Dothideomycetes; Mycosphaerellales; Dissoconiaceae.
AUGCAGCCAUCACAGCACAGGCGGAGGAGCUCACAGCCAGCAACAUCACCACCUCCGACGACCAAGCAAUACCCCACCGCGAGCAGCUCAAGUAGUGCCUUCAGUGCCAGCGCAAACCCGGACGAGGAUUGGACCAAGAUCUCCGAUCUAGCAGAGCGAAGGAGGAUUCAGAAUCGCAUCGCUCAGCGCAACUACCGCAAGAAGCUGAAGAAGAGGUUGGAAGACCUCGAGCGUCGCGCCGAGUCAAGCUCAGCAUCGCCCGAACAGCGCCAUCAGGAACUCGACCACCACGACGCCGAAUCAUCAGAAUCACAUGCGCAGGAUCACCCACAAUCGUACGGUCACCCUUCAUAUCCCGAGUCGAUGUCCAGUGCCAUGGCACCAAACUACAUGGUUUCAACCGACGAUCGCGGCAUGUUCUCACAGCAGAACCUACGACCUGUCUCCGUGUCACCACCACCUUUCUCAUCGGCGCCUUACUCAGCUUACCAACCUGCCAUGGCUCCCGGCUUCGGGACCUCCGCAUACUCACAAUGCAUGGGAUCUCCAUACUUGCCACCUCCACAGCAACAACCCUAUGCCGACAACAUUCCAUACCAAGCCAUCGGUCUUCCUGCCAUCAAACAAGAAUACUAUGCCGAAGAUGGAUUGAGUCCUUACAAUAUGAGCUAUGCACCGAUCACAAAUGGCGAAUAUCCUCGCCAGACGGUGACGGGCGAGGCGGGCUUCGCCAGCUCAGGAGAUGCUUAUACGACGAUGAGCCCUCCCACCAAUCCCAACUUUGAUUUCUACGAGCACAGCUCUCCACCGGAUCUGGUCUGGCUACCCGCGACGCCGCCGCUAUCCUCAUGUGGCGAGAGUCACGAAUGCCACGACGACGAGAACGACGAGCGAAGACUGUCUGCUUUCAUAUGGUGA